AAUAAGAGCUAACUUUCUAAAGCUCUGAGAAGAAGGAAAUGAAUUACGGAUUUGAGCGAGAGACUGGUUUUAUCAAUAGUCAGCCGUCGCUUGCUGAGUGCCUGACAUCUUUUCCCCCUGUCGGUGAUACAUUUCAAAGUUCAUCAAUCAAGAAGUCGACGCUUUCACACUCGACACUGAUUCCACCUCCUUUUGAGCAGACCAUUCCAAGCCUAAACCCAGGCAUCCACCCUCGCCACAACCGGCCAAAACAGAGUCCAAAUGGCAGCAGCCCUUUACCGGCCGCCACUCUCCCGCCGGAGUACCCCUGGAUGAAGGAGAAAAAAGCGUCUAAGAAAAAUCACCUGCCGACUUCUUCAGCAACAGCCACUUCAACAGAACCGCUCUGUUUCCCCCCGAAAGAUUCGCCUGAGAUUCUGGAUAACGGUGGUGGGGGAUCACGGAGAUUAAGAACCGCAUAUACCAACACUCAGCUUCUGGAACUGGAGAAGGAAUUUCAUUUCAACAAGUAUCUGUGCAGACCAAGAAGGGUGGAGAUUGCAGCUUUGCUGGAUUUGACUGAGAGGCAAGUCAAAGUGUGGUUUCAGAACCGGAGGAUGAAGCACAAAAGGCAGACUCAAUGCAAAGAAAACCACAACGACGACGGCAAAUUUAAGAAUCUGGAGGACAGUGCGCACAGUGAGGAGGAGAAGUCUCUUUUUGAGCAAGCUCUAAACAAUGUCUCCGGCGCCCUUUUGGAAAGAGAAGGUUACACAUUUCAGCAAAAUCCCCUGACUCAACAACAGCCACAGAAUGUGCACAAUGGAGAAUCUCAAAGUUUCACUGUGUCGCCUUUAAGCAGCAAUGAGAAAAAUCUGAAACAUUUUCAGCACCCGUUACCCACUGUUCAAAACUGCCUCUCAACAAUGGCCCAGAACUGCGCAGCUGGCCUGAACAAUGACAGCCCCGAGCCCCUGGAUGCCUCUUCUUUACAGGAUUUUAACGUUUUCUCGACAGAUUCCUGCCUACAUCUUUCAGAUGCACUUUCUCCCAGUUUGCCAGGAUCUCUUGACAGCCCUGUGGACAUUUCUACGGACAGUUUUGAUUUUUUCACAGACACACUCACAACAAUCGACUUGCAACAUCUGAACUAUUAAAAAAAACAAAGUCAAGUCUCGUCUCAUGACUCUUAAUUGCAAAAAAGUAAGAAAAGUAAUCUAUACAUUCUCCUAUUAACCUGAUUGGGUUUAUCUCCCUUUCCUUUGACAUGGUCAGUACAUUUUGUUGGCUAAUUAAUUCCAAAUGUAUUCAUAUCCAAACUAUAAUUGUUGUAAAAAAAAAUAAAAAAAUAAAAAAAAAAUGAUUGAAAUUGAACUAACCACUUUUAGGUUAUUCUACAAAAGCAAUAUAUUGGAUCUGUAAUAGAAGUUACUCUUUGCUGUCCUUUUAUUUUUGUAUCACUUUCGGGUACAUAGUCAUGAAUAUUUUGUUAGAAUAAAUUGUACUUGCUACAGGUAGCUUU
Acipenser ruthenus (sterlet) is the source of this 1501-nucleotide messenger RNA. It is a transcript of the gene hoxa2b, whose product is annotated as homeobox A2b. The record is from RefSeq and is a predicted model, not a curated record. Gene Ontology annotation, molecular function: DNA-binding transcription factor activity, RNA polymerase II-specific; DNA binding. The transcript has 2 exons. NCBI's taxonomy places the organism in Eukaryota, Metazoa, Chordata, Actinopteri, Acipenseriformes, Acipenseridae. Gene Ontology annotation, biological process: regulation of DNA-templated transcription. Bases 39 to 1136 code for a protein of 365 amino acids.